AUGCAAUGUUCAAGAGAUAUUUAUUUUAUACCAGAAGAUAUGCUCAGGAAGUACUCAUGGUGUUUGCUGAUCACUAACGAAACAAUUAAAAUCCAGUGCAAAGACGGGAAUCACAUCAUCAAUCCAAUUGAAAGAAACAAAGAUAAAUACUUAAAAUGUAACGACACGCGGUUGGAUAACAACACAAUACCAAAAGGUUCGACUGAAUUUACAUGUGAUGGAGUGGUUAGGAUUGUCAAAGAAACGGAAGCAUAUAAGUAUCAGUGGUGCAACCAAACUGAAAUGGUGUUGCUAAAUUGCACGUCCAAUAUUGAGAAAGUACCGAAAGACGCUGCAAAACAAUUUAAAAACUGCACAGUCGUGAAUUAUAACAAAACGGAAAACUUUGUUAUUGUGUGCAAUGGGACAAGCUUUGUUGUUGACACAUCAAAGCUGAGUGAGUACAAAUCGUGUAACACGACUGUCAUCAACUUAAACGACACUCUCAAGAAUAUAAGUGCGGACAAUGUGCAAAUUGUUGAAAUUCAAAGGAUGGGAGGAGCGGUGUUGAACUGUAAUGUCAAGAAUGUGAAGAUAAACUUCUCAGUGUUUAAUGGAGAGGAACAUGUUGCUUCCGGUUUCAGUCAAGUGUUAGUUGAGGAUUCUAUGUUUGGACUAACAAGUAAAAACUCGAUAUACGAGUCUGUUACAUUGGAGCGGUCUAUAAUUGACUCAAGUGAUAUAAGUAACGCAACAAUUCGGGGAGGUGCAACUUUAACACUCAUGGUUGGCAGAAGUAGAUUCAAGUCCAUAGUAUUUAACCAGCGAAAUGGAAAAAGAUUGAUAAAUAAUAGUGUGAACGAAGACCAAGUUGACUCAAAAUAUGAGCCACUUCCAUUUGACUCAUUUACUCGAAUAAGCCGUAUUGCGAUCACAGACUCUUCACUCGUUGAAGUGGUAGCAAACAACAUUCAUAUGACUGACUCGGAGGUUAAUAAAACGGAUAUCCAAAAUUCCCAGAUAUAUCAAUCUAAUUUUAUUGACACCAAAUUCAACUCGGUAAGCUUUACUGAUAGUGCCAUUUAUCAGAGUUCGUUUAUUCGCUGUAGUUUGGAGAAUGUUGGAUUUGUUAAAGUCAACUUUGUUGGCGUGUUAUUCGAGAACGUUGUGAUGAACUUGAAGAUAGAGGGACAAAUGAAGAUAGUGAAUUCGACACUGAAUAAUUGCACUAUCAAUGGGAAAAUCUUCAUGAAGACAGUUGGAUCGUUUACGUUCAAUAAUUCUGUGUUGCAGCUCGACAACGAGAAGGUAACAAAAAACACGACAAACUAUACCGCAGUGUAUGUUGCUGUUAUUAUCAUAUUUGGUGCAGUUUUUAUCGCAACUGUCGCGGCAAUCACUACCUUCUUGAUUACUAUGAGGAGGGCGUCAUCUCAGAAUCAAUAA
This is a messenger RNA of Entamoeba invadens IP1, 1425 nucleotides long. RefSeq lists its product as hypothetical. The record is from RefSeq and is a predicted model, not a curated record. Lineage: Eukaryota; Evosea; Mastigamoebida; Endamoebidae. The coding region runs from base 1 to 1425 and encodes 474 amino acids. The transcript has a single exon.